This is a messenger RNA of Pestalotiopsis fici W106-1, 3081 nucleotides long. RefSeq lists its product as uncharacterized. Gene Ontology annotation, biological process: transmembrane transport; metal ion transport. The coding region runs from base 1 to 3081 and encodes 1026 amino acids. Gene Ontology annotation, cellular component: membrane. Lineage: Eukaryota; Fungi; Ascomycota; Sordariomycetes; Amphisphaeriales; Sporocadaceae. The transcript is spliced from 9 exons. Gene Ontology annotation, molecular function: metal ion transmembrane transporter activity. The record is from RefSeq and is a predicted model, not a curated record.
AUGAACCGUUCCCAUCACCGAUCCUGUUUGAGUGCUGAGCCGCAUGAAGAGAACAUCAAAGAGGUACUUCUACAUUUCUUAGGCUGCCUCAAAAUCAGCGAGCGUCAUGACUUUCUCGAAGACGAAGCGCACCCUGUGUGGAGUUUUGAAGCAAAGCACAACAAGGGGGAAAAUGUGACCAAGAAGAGGGAAAAAUGGAGAGCGAACUGCUUAAAUGAGCUCCGGCGCAUUGAGUUUCUCCGAGAAAAGCUAAAAGACGAUGGAGAUGAAGAUGAACGUCAACUUGUGUCAAAUAUUGAGAGGAGUAGAAAAGAAUGGAAGAGAUCGCCUGAGUACAAAGAAGGUAUCCAGAUGGUCGAGGAAUGGAGGAGGGCAACUCCCGAGGACAGUGGAACGUUCAAGCCCAGCGGUAGUCCUGUGAAUGUCAAACCGGAAUCUGUGCAAGACAAGUACAUACCAGAGAAGGACGUAAAUGUUCCUAUCAUAAAGUUCAAAGAUGGAGAGCCAGAUGACUUCAAAUUGGACAAGAAGAACAAAAAGAUUUGGGGCAGUUUUCCGGACCAAAAGACGACAGUGGAACAUUUACUUGACAAUGAGGCUGGCAAGAAUAGUAUCCUCCGCCGUGACGAAAAGGAUACGUCCACAGUCAAGUACUUCCACCUUCCAUCGAAUAACAUGGCAUGGGCAGAGGAAGCAAUCGCUCGCUACUUCAACGAGGAGACGCCUAAGUUCUACAAGAUUAGGCGAAAGAUUGGAACAUUGGAAGAAACAAUUUCAGCCAAGAUUCUGAAGGAGUCACAUUGGCGGGGGCAACUACACGGGAGUCAAUUAUCUGUGAACUCUCGGUUCAUGCGACCCUUUUGUGAAGCAAUCUCUUCCAGCCAGACCGAGAAGGACCACUUGCCGAAGAAUAUGGUUCUUUUUAUGCCUUAUCUACAUUGGGAGACAUCGCGAAACCGCGAGAAAUUCGCACAAAAGAUCGAGCAGAUCGUUGACCAACACCUUGCCAAGGCCACAACCAUUGAGUUGAAUGAAAAGAAAAAGAGACAAGAAGCCAGGAAGUCUUUGCCACCUGCGAAAUCUACCAGCAGCGAUCAAUCAACUACAGCAACACAAAGGAUGCAGCUUCCAGCGGACAAGACACAACCUGCAGGGAUGGGCCGAAUCCUCACACUUGGGACACUGGCACAGCGCUUUGGCUAUCCGAGAAUUCCAGUCAAGGUGGACGGGACCGGUAGGCUUCGGAUUACUUACGAGGACGAGCAGGGAAAUAAAAAGGGUAGCCCACUCGGACAGUACUUGAUCGAUGCUGCUCGUCUGUUUGAGGCGAUCACAAACUAUCGCGACAAACGCCUUCUAGAGAAGUUUCUCAUGCACGAAGCUCCCCUUCACCCAAGGCGAACUCUGGAUCAGGCAUACUACUGGACGCUGAACACGACUCGCUCUCGCGACAAAGACCAAGUCGUAUAUCGUGCCACAACCGCCAAGGGCGCGGAAUUCCACAAAUACGACUUCGAUAAGGCCUCAUGGCCCAAUCAUCCAAGACUAGGGAAACAUGAAUUAUGUCGCGACUGUUCUGAUAAAAUCACCAAGGUUUCGCGUGUGGUCAUGGUUGACCAGCUCUGGAUGUGGAUCUUGGAUGCCAACACCAUCAUCACCUGCUUCCCGAAGCGAUAUGGAGCGAACAAGCAUGACUCAUCUGGCGUGCACAAGUCAAUACGAACCAGGAUCGGCGACAAAAGACAUCAGCAGGUAAAAUCUGUGUUUGACUUGGCUCUCAUUAUAUUUGAAGAAUGCUCCAAUACAUUCUUCGAUCGCACAAGAACCACAGACAAACAGCCCGAGGUGCUUGAUGCAUUCUCAGAGUCCAUUGGAAACAUCAUGCAUAAGCAAACGCUGGCCUUUGGACGCUUGUGGCGAUGGACCGAGGAAGCGCGCAAGAUCUACAAAUCUCGCACACGUCUUGCUGGCUCCAAAUUACACGUACCGCUUCUCGACAUCACUCCAGAAGGCGAGCUGGAGAAAGAGAUCAAGGACAUCCUUGAAGAGCUUGGCAUCAUGAUCCACAUCAACAAGACCCAUCGCGACGUUUUGAAGCAGUUCAUAACUCACGUUAAACAUAUACUGGAUCCCCACAGCGAAUUCACGGGCAAGGAAGCCGGAGUCGAUGCGUCGAAGAAGCGAAUUGGCCUCCUGAGAAAGACUUCGGCGAACAAGGUACCUAAGUUCUCUGCCAACGCCAACGAAGAAACUGUACAGGAACAGAAAAACAUUUUCGAUUGGUUCAACAUCAACGCAGACGAAACUCGGACCCGUGUUGACGAUCGAAUCGAGCAACUAGAAGAACUACAGAGAAGCGCGCAGAUUACUGCGUCAAGUGUCAAGGACCUUCUGGAGUUGAAACAACAACAGGCAGGUGUUGUACAGGCCUGGCAAUCUGUCAGGCAAAGCGAUGAAGCAAAUGCGCAAGGGCGCGCCAUCAUGGUCUUUACAAUUGUCACAAUUGUUUUCUUGCCAUUGUCGUUCAUGUCGUCCCUGUUUGGCAUGAACACCAUUGAGUUCGGAGGAGAUGGCAAUCUCAUGCAUCUUGGAGAUCAAUUCAGAUAUAUUGCUGGAAUAUCUGCUCCAAUUAUAUUCCUGACACUUGUAUUCUCCCUGAACAGCUGGACACGAUCAGCCCUAGCAGGUCUGUUCAAGUAUAGCUUCUUGUGGUUGAGUGCCCGCAUUGGACUGUACCAGCACUACCUUGAUGUCAACCUGCCCAGCCAUAAUUUUUACGAGGACACCGUGAACGCCACUGAAGAAUUGCUGGUUAAGCAGAUGAAGCUGUAUUCGGACCGAAGGUGGGAGAAGUACGAGCAGAAGCGAGAGGCUUCGGGGCAACCCUCCUCUACCGCGAGUGCACCUGGUGGUUCUCAGUCUGGCGGAAAUUCACCUGGCAGGACACAUGAGACAGCCGUGUUGCUUCCAGAUGGAGUAGCUCGAACGGCCAGCAGAUUGAGUGCACGGUCACAACCACGACCUGCUAUGCACGACGAUAUUGAAGCCGCAAGGCGACCGACUGAAAAUGGCGCCAUUUGA